Physella acuta is the source of this 894-nucleotide messenger RNA. RefSeq names its product integumentary mucin A.1-like. NCBI's taxonomy places the organism in Eukaryota, Metazoa, Mollusca, Gastropoda, Physidae. The record is from RefSeq and is a predicted model, not a curated record.
ACAACUACAACACCUGAAACAACUACAACAACACCUGAAACCACUACAACACCUGAAACAACUACAACACCUGAAACAACGACAACAACACCUGAAACAACUACAACACGUGAAACAACUACAACAACACCUGAAACAACUACAACACCUGAAACAACUACAACACGUGAAACAACUACAACAACACCUGAAACAACUACAACACCUGAAACAACUACAACAACAUGCCCUGAAACAACUACAACAACACCUGAAACAACUACAACACCUGAAACAACUACAACAACACCUGAAACAACCACAACACCUGAAACAACUACAACACCUGAAACAACUACAACAACACCUGAAACCACCACAACACCUGAAACAACUACAACACCUGAAACAACUACAACAACACCUGAAACAACUACAACACCUGAAACAACUACAACAACACCUGAAACAACUACAACACCUGAAACAACUACAACAACACCUGAAACAACUACAACAACACCUGAAACAACUACAACAACUGAAACAACUACAACAACACCUGAAACCACUACAAUAACUGAAACAACUACAACACCUGAAACAACUACAACAACACCUGAAACAACUACAACAACUGAAACAACUACAACAACACCUGAAACUACAACAACACCUGAAACAACUACAACAACACCUGAAACAACUACAACACCUGAAACAACUACAACACCUGAAACAACAACAACACCUGAAACAACUACAACACCUGAAACAACUACAACAACAUGCCCUGAAACAACUACAACAACACCUGAAACAACUACAACACCUGAAACAACUACAACAACACCUGAAACAACUACAACAACACCUGAAACCACUACAAUAACUGAAACAACUACAACACCUGAA